CCUGCAGAGUGAUGAACACUUAUGAAGAAUAUAGUGAAGAGGAGCUCAAUGACUACAUCCAGCUGAGUAUCCAAGACUCCUGCCAGGAUGCCUUUUUAAAAUCUGCAGCCAGUCUAGCAGCAGUGACAGAUGAAAAUCUGAGAGUCCUGGCUGCCAUUGAGCAAGGUGAGGUGUCAGUGCUCAGGGAGAUGCUGAGACAUACCUUCGCCUUCAGGGAGGUGGACAGUCGGGGCUGGCUUCCCCUCCACCGAGCGGCAUCGCAGCCGGUGUUAGAGGUUCUGGAGACUGUCUUGAGAUCAGCUCAGGAGCUCAGCCUGGAGGAGAGGACAGCUGUGGGCGGAGAGACACCGCUGACACUGGCAGUUAAAGCCGAAAUGGCACCGAACGUGAAGACCCUGCUGGAGCGCGGGGCCUCGCCGCAUAACACCAACAGCAAGAAUGAGUCACCGCUGCUGCUGGCCGUGAGGGUCGGCUCUUGCGAGAUGACAUCUACUCUGGUGGCUCACGGCGCGUGGGUAGAGCAGGUUUGUCGAAAGCGGUGGACAGCAAUGCACGAGGCGGCCAAAGUCGGCAACGUGGACAUCCUCAUGCUGCUGCUGAGGAACGGUGGGCGAGUGAACCAGAAGGAUGUGACGGGGGUGACGCCGCUCGCUGUGGCUGCAGAGCACGGACACUUCCACAUCACUGAGAUUCUGCUGAACUGUGGUAGCAGAGUGAACUCUCAGGCCUUGAACGGGGAAAGUGUCCUCCUGGACGCAGCCGGGUCGGGAAACACAGCGUGCAUUCAGCUGCUGCUGGACAACGGGGCCGACCCCAACCUGCCCAGCAUCACCGGACACCUGGCCAUCCACAAGGCGGCUUAUGCCGGACACUAUGAUGCCCUGAAGAUGCUGAUACCUCUGACCACAAGAAAAGCCAUUAAAGAAGCCGGUCAGAGUCCAGUCCACUCGGCAGCAGACGGAGGACAGACGCGCUGCCUGCAGCUCCUGCUGGCCCACGGCUUCGACGUCAACUACCGCAUGAACACCAGAAACUCGGAAAACUACCGGGACAUGAGGAGGAGCGCUUUGUAUUUCGCUGUCUCCAAUGGCGACGUGGACUGCACCAGGAUCCUGCUGUCAGCCGGAGCAAAGACGGACCUGGAUCCAUUGUCCUGCCUCUUAGUGGCCGUCCGGUCCGGCCGCUACGAGAUCGUGAAGCUGCUGCUGGCGGCCAAAGCAGACGUGAACUGCUACUUCACGGUGGUGAGCGACACGGUGUUUCCCACAGCGUUGCAGUACUGUCUGAAGGACGAGGUGAUGAUGAGGCUGCUGCUCAACAACGGCUACAGGGUGGACAGGUGCUUUCACUGUCACCAUGACAGCGGUUUUGAUGCCAUCGAUGACGUGGAGGGGAAAAUCCCUUUCUGCGAGUUCAUGAGUCUCUGCUGCCUCAUGCAUCUGUCCGGGAGCGCGGUGCAGAUUCUGCUGGACUAUGUCAGCCAUGUCAACAUUUGCUCCAAACUCAGACGCAUCCUGGAGAGACAGAGAGAGUGGCCAGACAUUUGUGAAAUCCUCAACAGUCCUCGCUCCCUCAAGCAUCUCUGCAGACUGGAGGUCAGGAGGUGUUUGACCCUGAAGAGACUCAGUAAUCCUGAAAUCAUGAACUCGCAUGUUUUUCCUCCGGGACUGAAGAGCUUCAUAAUGUACAAGGAACUGGAUCUCUACAGCCAGGCCCAUGAAUGCAUCGUGUAAAGAUCUCGUCUUUUGAACUUUUUCCAGAAUAAUUUCCAAUAUCUGGAAGUUUACAAUUCACCGCAUGUUAAAAUACUGCUUUAUCAAAUUAAAAAACAAAAGGUG
Molecule: messenger RNA, 1838 nt
Organism: Solea senegalensis (Senegalese sole)
Lineage: Eukaryota; Metazoa; Chordata; Actinopteri; Pleuronectiformes; Soleidae
Product: ankyrin repeat and SOCS box protein 15-like
Exons: 9
Coding region: 12-1733 (573 amino acids)
Biological process (GO): intracellular signal transduction
Cellular component (GO): cytoplasm
Molecular function (GO): protein binding
Source: RefSeq, a predicted model, not a curated record